Rhopalosiphum maidis (corn leaf aphid) is the source of this 2568-nucleotide messenger RNA. It is a transcript of the gene Cog1, whose product is annotated as conserved oligomeric Golgi complex subunit 1. The record is from RefSeq and is a predicted model, not a curated record. Gene Ontology annotation, cellular component: COG complex; Golgi apparatus. Gene Ontology annotation, biological process: intra-Golgi vesicle-mediated transport. NCBI's taxonomy places the organism in Eukaryota, Metazoa, Arthropoda, Insecta, Hemiptera, Aphididae. The coding region runs from base 239 to 2530 and encodes 763 amino acids. The transcript has 15 exons.
AAUUGGAACAGUUGGAACUUGGAAAUUGGAUUCCCGGUUUCUCGUCUCAUCUUGUUUUUUGUUCAGUUUUUCCGUAAAUUUAUCAUGGAUUUUCAAUUGCUUUCUCAUUAAAUUUCAAAUUAUUUAAUAUAAUAUAAUUUAUUCGAAAUAAAAACCACUUAAAUUACAAAUAAUUUGUGUAAUGACAUUCUAUAGUUAAUUUCUCAGUUAAUACUUUGUACAGCUAAACUUGGUAAAAAUGGACACAAAAUUUCCUACAAAAAAUGCCAAAGAAUUUGCCAACGAUUUGUUUGAAACAUGUAACUUGAUUGAAAUCGAAUCUCUACAAAGUUCUUUAAAAAAAGAUGUGGAGAAAAAGGCAGACCAGCUAAAAUCAUUAGUGAGCGAAAAAUAUCGAGAUCUUAUUGAUGCAGCUGACACAAUUAGUUCUAUGGCAAUAAUAGUUAGUGACAUAACAAAUGUUACUGAAAAUAUUUUAAAAACAAACCUGACUAAUCCUAAUUCAACAUUAGAUAGUAAAGACAAUUUACUUGAUACAUUUGCUGCUCAGUCAAAACUUUUAAUUGAUUUAACUGAACAAAUAUGGGAUUGUUUGAACUCCAGAAAUUAUUUAACCGCUACUCAAUUGUUUCAAUUGGCUUCAUGUGUUAAAACAAGUUUGAAUGAACAUUUAAUUAAAGGCCUUAAAAAAGUUAAACCAUUUUUGGACAGGGUUUGGUCUACAAUAUCUCACUUUCAAACUACAAUAUCAGAUAAAACAAGAUUAGAAUUAUCUGGUCACAUUUCCCCAGAAAAAGCAGCAUGUUGUUUUAUAAGUUUAUCAAUAUUAGAAAGAUUAGAUGCUCAUUCUUUAGUUAAAGAAUUUAUUAUAUUACGUUCAAACAUGUUGCAACAUUCAUUAACAGAAGGAAAUUCAGUUGAAAAAAAUAUUGAAAACAGUUCUAAUUUAAUAAUAAAUACAAUUUACAAUUUAUAUUUAUGUUUUACAAACUAUGAUCUUUACAAUAGUGGAAUGAUAUAUUUACAAAUUAAGAACAGUUUUAAUAAUGGACUAAAUGUAUUAUCAUUAGUAGAUUUGGAUUAUUCAUUAAAAUUUGGACUUAUAUAUUUACCAGAUUCUAUUAAAGAAUUCAAGAUUGAUUGUACGUUAUCACCAAAUGAAUUAUCAAAAGACUACAUAACUAAUAUUGUUACUAAUUGGUUAGAUUGGGCAAAACCAUUUGUUUGUACCAAAGUCACAGAAAUUUUACAAACUGUUCAAUCUUUUUCAACUCUUCGUCACUUAAAUCAAUUGUCAACUGAAUACCCUCAACAUUGGACCGCUAUAUCUGAACAAAUUUUAUUUGAAUCUGAUUUGUGGUCUGAAUUAUACUGUCCUCUUUUUGCUCAAAGAACUAAAGAGUUGUUAACCAGUCAUUGGGAAGAUGUUUUUCCUGUAAUUAUCUCAGAUAUAAACAAUGCAUUAAUACAACCAAAAGAACCUUACUUGCAAGAUAGUUUAUUUUCUGAUACUGAUGAAUAUUUUGAAACUCGUUCGAUAGGUUGUUCAGAUAGAACAGCUGAAUUGUGUGCAUGUAUUGAAAAAAGAAUUUCAUUAUUAGCAGAUAUACUAAGUGAAUUGAAUUCUAAAGAUGAAGAUCCAUGGGCUUUAAGGCAACAUCAAGGAAAUUGUUGUAACAAUUUCAUUAUUAGGUUGGGGAAAAAUAUGGUACAAUUAGUUGAACAAGACACAUUAACCGAACCUGGCAUAUUAUUAAUAGCUAGAUUUUUAUGGUUCAUGCCAGUAUUAUGUACAACAUUAAAACAGUGUUUAGUAUCCUUAUACCAACAGUUUAAUUUUUGGACAUUAUCAAAAGAAGAAAUGGAAAAUUCUUCCAUAGUUGUUUGGAAUAAAUGGAUAGAAGUAGUGACUAAAAGAAUGUUUGAUGGUUUAAAAGGAAAUAUUUUUCCAAUUACGCUUGGAGAACAACUAUCUACAAUCCCGAAGUGGGACAUUUUGGAUAUAGAGGUGGAGAAAGAAAGUGGAGAAUUAGUUGUGUCUAAACUACAAGUUCCAAAUCAACCCACAUUUCCAUUGCAAAACUUCAUUCACGAUAUGAUUCGGUGUCUAGCUUUAACAUUACCUCCAAAAUUUGUUCAAGAGAAAACCAUUGCUUUAUGUAUUGAAUGGAUAUUGAUUGAAUAUCGUAAUAAUAGUGUACUCGAAAUAUCAUUGAAAUCUAGAUAUCAAAUACAAAAGUUAUUUGAUCUCAAGUACAUCAAUCAACUUUUUAUUGGCAUUGAUAACCAAAGUUUAUCAGCUAUCUGUUCAGAGCAAAUAUCAGCAGUUGAAAAUCAAAUUGAUCCAAUCAAUCUAGAUGUUUUGGAUGAAUACAUUGCUAAAAAUGUUAAACGUGCUGUGGCUGCGACUAAAUGUAUUUUUGGUACUAUGUAUCCUAAUCAGUUUUUACAGUCAGAAUCUUCAGAUGAAGCAAAUAAUUUGAUGUUUAGCACAUACAGAUUUAAAUUAUUUUUAGUCACAGAUUCAUAAAUGAUAAUAAUAUUUUUGCAUUAUAACCUUAAUUUAUU